Molecule: messenger RNA, 2268 nt
Organism: Plasmodium vivax (malaria parasite P. vivax)
Lineage: Eukaryota; Apicomplexa; Aconoidasida; Haemosporida; Plasmodiidae
Product: rac-beta serine/threonine protein kinase, putative
Exons: 2
Coding region: 1-2268 (755 amino acids)
Biological process (GO): protein phosphorylation
Molecular function (GO): ATP binding; protein serine/threonine kinase activity
Source: RefSeq, a predicted model, not a curated record
AUGAGUCACAUGAAGUUUUUUAAAUAUUUCUCGGAAAAGAAUAGGCAGAAGAAUAACGCCCCCCCGGAGGGCUCCUGCGGCAUGUCAUUUCACAAAAAGAGGUUUCGAAAGUAUUUGAACUUUUUAAUCACCAGAACGAAGGGCAAAAGCAAAAAAAUAAUUACCAACAAGAAGAACAGCCUGGAGGAGGAUGAGCAAAGAGGCGAGAAGAACGGCUGCAUCCCUCCAAUUGAAAACAGCAACGCGCAACAGAAGUCCAUCAAAAUGGACGCAAAUGGAAAGCAUGCAAGUAAGGCAACAAGUGCAAGUUAUGCGAAUAAGGCAACAAGUGCAAAUUAUGCUAAUAAGACAAACAGCGCAAGUUAUGCUAAUAAGGCAAAUAACGCAAAUUAUGCUAGUAAGGCAAAUAAUGCCAACAUUUUAAAAAAGAAAAAUUUUGAUGACAUUUUCGCGCCAGGCAAAAACCUCAAAAUGAGCAAACACAGCAACUGCAUUAUGCACAAGGCAGGGGCGCGCAGUAGUGUGGAGAGGACCAAAUUAUUUAAACUAAAUUACGAUUAUCACAACAAAAGGAGGGGACAUUUAUUCAAGUUCCCAUUUUUAAAGAGAAAUAAUUGCAAAGGGGAGGAAAUUGAGGACUUCAUACACAUGAACACGACUGCAGGACUUGAGUUUUCGACGGAUGCCCAAAUGAACAAUUAUAAAAAUCAGGUAGACAGAUAUGCCUGUGCACAUUCGUAUGGAAACCGAAACAUUUGCAAAAUGUACGCCAAGGGGGGAAAAUUUCAAAAUUCGAAAAAUACGUUUGGAGAGAGUGGAGAGAAUGGAGACAUGUUCACCAAUAACAUGUACAUGUAUGCAAAGACCAUCUUGGAGGACGAAGGUCGGGGGGGGUUGCACAAGCAGAAGUCGGGCACCCCCCUUAAGAAGGCCCAAGCUGCCAAGUCGCCCAAGUUCAAGGCGUUCAAGUCCAACUACUGGACCUUCAGGAGCAGCGCGAAGAACAAGCCCCGCGAGGAGGAAGCGGCCCGCCAGGGGGACGGCCUCACCUCGAACCCCAACGGAAAUGUCUGCUACAAGGACAACAUGGCGAACGCGGCGAACAUUUCCAACACGACCAACUUCACCCUGAUGAACAGGAAGGACAAGAGCAGCCGCGUCUUCAAGCUGAACGACGACUGCCUGUUCCUGCACGACGAGUACGAGAAGCAAAAGAAGGGGAGGUUCAGGAAAACGCUGUCUCUGUCCUAUGGAAGGAGAAAAAAAUCGCUCAGGCCAGACAACUUCACCUUCUUAAAGGUAAUCGGCAGGGGCUCAUACGGAAAAGUGCUGCUUGUAAAGCAUACCCAAAACAACAAGCUCUACGCCAUGAAGAUACUCAGAAAGGAAAACAUCAUUUCACGAAAUCAGUUGGAACAUACCAAAAUUGAGAGGAAUGUAUUAAAAUGCGUCUCUCAUCCGUUUAUUGUCAAAUUGUACUACGCCUUUCAGACCACCAAGAAGUUGUAUUUCAUAUUGGAAUACUGCCCAGGGGGGGAAUUAUUUUUUCACCUAUCCAAAAUGAGAGAGCUUACCGAGGAAGCGGCCAUCUUCUACACUGCGGAGAUCAUCCUAGCUUUGCAGUACUUACACAAGCUAAACAUAAUUUAUAGGGAUGUGAAACCAGAAAAUGUGUUGCUUGACGAAAUGGGCCAUAUAAGGCUAACCGAUUUUGGCCUUUCCAAGGAAGGAAUUUCUGACAACAAUUCUGCCAGGUCGUUGUGUGGUACCCCCGAAUAUUUAGCUCCAGAAAUUAUCGACCAAUGUGGCCAUGGGAAAGCUGUAGACUGGUGGAGCCUGGGCAUCAUGCUGUAUGAAAUGUUAACUGGGAGAUUACCGUUUAACAGUUCCAGUAGGGCUGUCCUGUUCGAAAGAAUCAAACACGAGACGUUGAGGUACCCCUGCUUCCUAUCCCCCGAUGCUGUAGAUUUGCUAAAGAAAUUAUUUGAAAAAAAUCCCAAGAAAAGAUUAGGGUCAGGAGUUACCGACGCAGAAGAAAUUAAGAACCACCCUUUUUUUAAAAAUGUCAACUGGGAUGAUGUCCUGAACAAGAAGGUGAAACCGCCUUUCAAACCCCCCCUGUUUGACCAAAUGGACGUUCAAAAUUUCGACAAGGAGUUUUUGUGCAUGCCGCUGCGGUACUCGGACAAGUUUGACAGCAACCCGAUUGCCGUCAAGUCGCAGAAGAGCUACAUGAUCAAGGGCUUCAACUACAGUUUGUACGACUAG